Messenger RNA from Rhopilema esculentum, 3311 nucleotides. Its product is annotated as chloride channel protein 2. The record is from RefSeq and is a predicted model, not a curated record. Gene Ontology annotation, biological process: chloride transport; transmembrane transport. Gene Ontology annotation, molecular function: voltage-gated chloride channel activity. Gene Ontology annotation, cellular component: plasma membrane. NCBI's taxonomy places the organism in Eukaryota, Metazoa, Cnidaria, Scyphozoa, Rhizostomeae, Rhizostomatidae.
GGCGCUAUUUUCUCCAACUUGCGCAUUGAUGAACAGCGAAGUAACAGUGAUGAGAGAAUGUACAGUCAAGGAAUGCGAACAGUUAGACGAAAAUUAAUAUUUAAUUUUAUUUUGUGUUACCUGGCCUGUGAUUUCAUCGUGAGCUGCAAUAGUAGUAGCCCAAACUCAUUGUAAAAUAACAAUAUUUUCUCUUUAUAAGUGAAAACAUCGGAACAGUUUGUUAAAACGCAGUUGUGUUGGAAGGCCUAAACACACGAACCUUAUUAGACAAAGGAUAUUUGGGUUAUAUUUUUCAUACAGAUAGAGACAAUGGAGGGAAAUCUCGGCAGUUCAGACACACCUUAUGGAUAUGAAGAAACAUUGAUGCAUGGAAGAUUCACUUCAAAUCUAAGUGAGUUUGCACAUGAUUAUGCAAAAAAGCUAAAAUAUCAAAUCGAAGAAGAACAACAAAGGGACAGAGAUGAAGAAGAGUUCAGGUCUUACAGUGGAGGGUCUACAUUUUCCUGGCAGAUUAAAUACUAUUGGAGGCGUUUCUUGACAGUGCUUGCAAAUGACUAUAGUUUUCUGUUUAUUCUUGGUGUCUUAAUGGCAUUGAUAAGUUUCAUGCUGGAUUACUUUAUCGAGAAAUGUCAAAUGGCUCAAAUAUUGCUUUAUCAAAUGGUGAAAUUUAGUGCACUGUUGCAGUACGUGCUUUGGAUUGGCUUUCCACUACUUCUGAUUACCUUUUCAGUUGGUUUUGUUCAUCUUGUGUCUCCACAUGCAAUUGGCUCUGGAAUCCCAGAAAUGAAAGUUAUCUUGAGAGGAACAGUACUGAGGAGAUACCUCUCUUUUCCUACUUUCAUAUCAAAAACAGUUGGACUUAUAUCAGCUCUUGGUAGUGGAAUACCAAUCGGGAAAGAGGGUCCAUUUGUCCAUAUCUCAAGCAUGGUUGCUAGAAUGCUAAGCAAGUUCAUCAAAGCUUUCCAUGGAAUUUAUGUGAAUGAAUCUAGGAACACUGACAUGCUGGCUUGCGCAUGCGCUGUUGGAGUGUCAAGCAGUUUCGCUGCUCCCAUCGGAGGAGUUUUAUUCAGCAUCGAAGUAACAUCGAUGUAUUUUGCUGUCAGAAAUUAUUGGCGUGGAUUUUUCGCUGCUGUUUGUGGUGCAUUUAUGUUUCGUCUACUCGCAGUUUUGGACAGUAGUGAAGAAACAAUCACUGCGUUGUUCAAAACCAGGUUUAGAAUCGAUUUUCCAUUUGAUGUUCAAGAAUUUGUUGCUUUCGGCUUCAUUGGACUUACCUGCGGUCUGGCUGGUGCUUUGUUCGUCUACACUCACCGCAAAAUUGUCGAUUUUCACCAACAUCACAAACAAAACAGAUUGAACAGAUUUUUAGAGAAGAGCCGAUUUAUUUAUCCUGCUAUGAUUGUCCUUAUUGUAUCGACGUUGUCAUUUCCAAAAGGAUCUGGUCAGUUCGUGGCAGGACAGCUUACUGCAAAAGAAGCUUUAUAUGAGCUGUUUUCAAAUACAACUUGGUCAGCUCAGGAUCCCUCUCCAGCUUCAAUGGAAGUGUUACGUCAUUGGCAAACAGCGUACACCAGCAUUUAUGUCACACUGACUGUAUUUGUCAUCAGCAAGUUCAUUUUGACGGCCGUUUGCGUGGCACUGCCUGUCCCUGCUGGCGUAUUUUUUCCUGUUUUCAUAAUUGGAGCUGCAUAUGGCCGUCUUGUUGGCGAAUGCAUGGCAACAUGGUUUCCAAACGGUGUGAAUACGCCCAUUGUCCCUGGUGGCUAUGCAGUUGUAGGCGCCGCGGCAAUGGCAGCAGCCGUUACUCACACCAUCUCAACGUCAGUUAUUGUGUUCGAACUUACUGGGCAGAUUACUCACAUUUUACCUGUUAUGAUUGCUGUCUUGAUUGCAAAUGCUGUUGUUCAGCAACUGCAGCCAAGUAUAUAUGAUAGCAUAAUUGAGAUAAAGAAGUUGCCAUAUUUACCAGACAUUUCACGGCCUGGAUACAUUAUCAAUGUUGGCGAUAUCAUGGAUACCAGGCUUUUCUACAUCACCACCAAAAGUUCAUAUCUUCACUUGAAAAAUCUUCUUCGGCGCUCAAAUCUUCUCUCGUUUGCAGUUGUCGACAAACCAGAUUCUAUGAUGCUCCUUGGAAGCAUCAGGCGUAUUCAUCUAGAGAAUUUGCUGGCAAGGCAGUUGUCUAAAGGGCACAAGCAGGAUGGUGGGUUAGAGCCAAUACGCGAAUUGAGUAGAGUGAGCUACCGCCCAGGCUCUGACGCAAUUGAUGUUGUUUUUGAGGAGAAACAGAUUAACUCAGAAAAAGAUCAAUUAAUGGCAGAAUUGGGUGGAGAUACAAAAGUAAGCAAGAAAUCCAAAGUUAGCAAGUCAUCAGCUGUCACGACACUUCAAAAGCUUUUCACCCACACUAGCACUGAACUUUCUGAGGCUGCGACAUCAUCAGGGGAAUUCGGUGCAGAUGCAUAUUGUCCUGCAUGGGAAAUGGAGCUUCUUCACGAGGAAAUUGAUUUCUCCAGUACCCAGAUAGAUCCAGCACCUUUUCAGCUGGUUGAACAAACAUCGCUUUACAAGGCACAUAAACUAUUUUGUUUGCUGAAUUUAUCUCAAGCGUAUGUAACAUUACUUGGUAGACUCAUUGGAGUUGUCACACUGCAAGAGCUAAGGCUUGCGAUUCAGAAUGAAAACUUCUUUUUGGAGAGGCGAAAGCUAAGACGACAGAAGUCCUUUCAAGUACCUCAUGUUGAUUCAGAGACUGAGAAUCCAUCACAAGAUUCACCACGCCUACCAUCCGAAUCUGAACCGUAAUCCAAGUAUGUUAAUCUAGUUAGAAAUUUUACAUUUUUGCAAUUUUUUGUUAUUUUUGUAUCAAAAAUUAAGCAACUAAUGUCCUUGGGCUAAUUAUUAUGGUUUCACCCAGUUCGCUACUCAGUUUGAUAACUUUUUGUUACCUUUGUCCUGACAUAUCUUGAAAUAUGAAUUAUUCAUUUUUGUGGUUCAUAUUUUAAAUUCUAAACAUACUAAUAUUCCUUAAAUGUUUUGUUAUAUUUUGGUUAUAUUUGGUUAAAUUGUGUAAAUAUUAGUGACUGAUUUUCGAAAUUUAAAUUUGCCGGUAGAUAGAUAGUUUCAACUGACAAUAAAAUCUUCAAUAUAAUUUAGAAAUUGAAAAAUUCUAUAAUCUCCUUUUUCCACUAUUAAUGUUCUUGAAACCAUACAUAGAAAUGCAUUGCUCUUGGUUAUUAGCAUGUUUAGCCCCCCCCCCGAUAACCACCCCCCAAAAUAGAAUGUUUUAGUUCCCUCAAUCUGUGCCCCCU